Macrobrachium nipponense is the source of this 2432-nucleotide messenger RNA. It is a transcript of the gene Cbp20, whose product is annotated as nuclear cap-binding protein subunit 2B-like. The record is from RefSeq and is a predicted model, not a curated record. The coding region runs from base 284 to 766 and encodes 160 amino acids. Gene Ontology annotation, molecular function: RNA cap binding. The transcript has 4 exons. NCBI's taxonomy places the organism in Eukaryota, Metazoa, Arthropoda, Malacostraca, Decapoda, Palaemonidae. Gene Ontology annotation, biological process: mRNA cis splicing, via spliceosome. Gene Ontology annotation, cellular component: nuclear cap binding complex.
GAAGAGGAACCAGAUCAGAGAAGCGAUCGGCUGAACGUCCACCUAUGUUGACGCGUUUGUUUACUUGAAUUACCUCGUGCUUGCAGUGAAACAUUUAUUGCUACUGGAGGGUAUUGUUGACGGAAGAUUAACUCGUUUACAAUUAAUUUAAGGGUAGAAUUACUCGAGGAAAGCGCCGCCUACGCCAGGUAGGCUGGAAGAGGAGGAGGAAACGCCGCACGCUGAAGUAGUUUCUCGAAACUACUGCCAUUACUUCGAGUACUGUUGAAUGUAAUAUAUCUAAAUGCAUCAGGAGGCGACAAUGAAUGUUACUCAGAGCAUUGAGCUGAGUAACUACAGGGACCAGCACUUCAAGGGCUCUCGAGCGGAACAGGAUCGAUGUCUUCGAAAUUCAACCACCUUGUAUGUUGGUAAUCUCUCUUUUUAUACAACAGAGGAACAGCUCUAUGAGCUCUUUGGACGUGCUGGUGAUGUUAAGAGAAUAGUCAUGGGAUUAGACAAAUAUAAGAAGACUCCUUGUGGAUUCUGCUUUGUAGAGUAUUUCACUAGAGAGGAUUCAGAAAUGUGCAUGCGAUAUGUGAAUGGAACACGGUUGGAUGAUCGGAUUAUAAGAACUGACUGGGACGCUGGUUUUGCAGAAGGCAGGCAGUACGGAAGAGGGAAGAGUGGUGGCCAGGUCAGAGAUGAGUAUCGAACAGAUUAUGACAGUGGCAGGGGCGGUUAUGGAAAAAUUGUGCAACAGAAGAUUCUUCCAAAGUUACCUUAGAGAAAAGGACAAUGUUGAUGCUAGAAUGGUAUGUAAAUACCCAAGCACCAUUUAUCAUCAAAUCUACGAAAAAAGAGGGGUACAAAGCAUGUGAUUUUAUCUAUUGUCAGUAAAUUGUAACUAUCAUGGUAACUUUGACCAAAGGAUCUUUAUUUGAUAAAAUUCGUUGUAGAAUUGCUUUGUAUUAAUCUUAAGAAGUCAUAAAUAAUGUAUGCUGAAAUACAUGAAUAUCAUAUAUUUUUGUAAUUUUGAUGCAGUAUUUUGGUUUUUCUUUAUGCUAGCAGAUUGGAGCCUAACUUUAUUUCCAAAUUUCCCCAAAGCCUGGAGAGGUAAAGUAGAAAAUUUAAUAAAAGAUUGGGAAUUCAGAAAAUGUGAUCAAAAUUCAAAAGUAUUGUCAUGAAGAGGAUGACUAUAAAAAGAAGAAUAGAUACAAAGAGAAUUCACUAGUUAUGGGAAGAAAGUUAUUUGAACCCAAAGGUUACCAAACUAGAAAACUGCCUGAUUAUUGUUAUUUAUCCAAGGUGGAGUGAAGAUAUUUGGCGACUUGCAAUUCACUUUUUUAAGGGAGAGUGACAGUGAGGAAAUCUAGUUUAUAGGACAAGUGUUUCUGGACAGUGAUGUGUACAGUCCAUUUUACCUUGAACAAUUGACAAUUAUUGUGAUGAUUAAUAACAUUAAUUUGUAGGGGACUGACAUCUUGAAGUUUGUAUCGACUCUAAGCCAUGUAGUAGUUUGGACAGUCAACUUUUUAAAAGACUUAAACUGAUUAGCAGUUUGGACAGCCAAAUUUAUGGAAGACUGUAAACUGUAUUUUGUUAUAAAAACAGUCAAAAAUAGCUAUAAAGAAGAUGAUAAAAACUAAAUUUCAGAAAUGUCCUCAAAAUCAGAGGAAUCCACCCAAAGACAGCUGUUUGAAAUGUGUUUUAAGAAUCUUGGAGGUAAAGGCAGAUAAUGUUAAAGGGUUGAAUAACUGGCUCAUAGAUUAUCAAAGAGGUUGAAUAUGGUAGAUAAUAUUUAAGGUUUGAGGGGAAUUGGAUAGACCAAAAAAUCAGACUCUUGAGAGAUAGCAUUUGAAAUAAACACACACCUUAGAAAGCCUAUCAGCAUCCUUAAAACAUUUGAUUAAAAUGCUGGAAGUAAAUGUUUAAAGGGGAAUAGUAAAUUAGAAAGCAAUUAUUUUAGUUAUGUUAUCCCAUGCACUGACAAAGACCUUGAGGAAUAAGAAUGUUCCAAGUAAGUUGCCUUACAGAAAUUAUGCCAGUAGUUGAGAAUAAAAGCUAUAUUCACCUAUAAAUUGGCACCAUAUGGUUUUUUUUUAAGAAAUAAUCAGCAGAUAAGGUGUAUGAUUGAAACUUUAUUACAUCAUGUUUUUGUCUGUAUAUUAUGAAUUCAAUUUUCAUUGAUUAAGGUAGCCAUUAUGUAGAUAGUGCUAAUACUUUUUGUUUUUUAAUGUGUUGUUUCCUUAUUUAGAUAUAAGUGGGGUUUUUUUCCAGCCAUCAUACCACCAAAAAAAACUAAGGUUAUAUUAUGGAUAUCCUAGUUCCUGGAUACUGUUUUUUAUUUUAAUAGCAAAGUUGAUGGAGCGUAUCAUUAAUUUUUCCUGCACUGGAUUGAUUAAGGGGAAAUGUGUUUUGAGAGGUGGAUCAAAAUACAUUCUGAAUUUGUA